UGAUGAGUUCUGCUUCUCAGGAAGAGAAGCGGGCUACAGCAGUGGGGCUCCAGUCAGACUCCUCCUCGCUGGGAAAAUGUGUGUGUGAAGGAGGGGCGCUGCAAAAGAGAGGGACACACACACACACACACACACAAUGAAGGGCAGAAGAGGAUACAAUAAGAGGUUGUGUAACCUGCUCUGGGAAAAUAGAGAAAUGGAUGAUGUUUUGCUUUCUCAUGCAUUUAUGGAAAUUUGUGGAGAGUUAAGAGAGGAGAAAAUACAAAGGUAAGAAGUGGUGCAUUUUCUCAUAGCGCUGUUCACAGGGACGUGUGGUUCUUCUGCAGGUCACUGGACUGAAAUAUGAUCUAUGAUGAACUUUAAAAACCUGUGAUGCUGUCAGCCUACUACAAAUGUUUUCUCUAUUUUUAGAAGGAAAUAAUUAAAAAAAACCCUAAAACCUUUCUAAAUAACAUCCUUUGCAUAGAAAUCCUCUUUAAUAAUAUUUAGGUCGCGUUUAUAUUAUGUCUGUUCAUAUAUCGUGGUACCAAACUUCUGAAUCAGCUCUCAGCCUGGAUAUCUCUGCACCUCCGACAUACAAAUCUUGGAGCACACGACUGUCAAGUCUGCAGUGACCGUACUUGCAGGUGUUUAAAAACUUCCAAAGUGUUUGCUUUCGUGAAAUCGUGUACAGAAAUCUGUUUUCAUGCAUGAAGGUCUCGCUGGAAUAUGACAGCUUGUUGAACACUUCUCUACCAGCAUGGGAAACCUGCUUCAAUGCUGUCUCAGACGUUUGUUCCGGUGUAAGGACAUUCCUGACCAAAUCGAAGAGCAAUCUCCGCUCUUGUCGAGAGAGAACAGUGAUGUUGAAAGUCUCUCUCCAUCAAGGUCUGACAUGCUGGCAUCUCCUGUUUUGGAUCAGGACCACCUCAUUUACCCUGACAUAGUCCUUAGCAGUAGUCAUCGAGCUAACCUGGACAGAGCUGACUUAUCACAGCAGUUAGAGCUUGUUUUACCAGAGAGUGGACAAAACAAAAAACAAAGUAGUGUCAAGGAGGAAUGUCAGGAAGGUUUCGAAGAAGAGGGAAUGCCAAGUACAAGAAUCAGUCAACAGGAAUUCUACUAUUUGGACAGAAAUCAGCUAUGCACCACUGAGAAAGAAUGGCCGUUACUGUCUUCCUUACACUCAUGGCCAUCGGAACAGUCAAAUGCCGGAAAUUUUGCUUCUCAGACCAUGAUCUACACACAUGGACAAGGAAGCAGGUACUGGCAGGCAUCCCCGUGUCAAGGAGUGCAGUUAUUAGCACAGGGAAAUGGAAGCCAAAGACUCAUUUUCUCAGAGCCCAAAUCUGCUGGUACCUUCAGCACACCUUCAUCUGACAGCCUUGGAAAAAUAGCAACACAGACUGAGACUAUCAUUCAAGUAGAUGAAGUUGGGAUUCAAGAUGAGUACAAAGAAGAAACUCAACUAGGAGAAGGAACAGAACAAAUGGAGCUAAACGUGGUACGCCGAGACCAGAAUGUAGCACGACUAGGACAGGAAGUUACACAGAGACCAAAACAUGAGCAAAGUGCUGUAUGUUCAGAUGAAAGUGCAGCACAGCUAGAUGAAGUCGGAGUCAAAAUUAACCUUGACGUAAGCAACCAAAUGGAAGAGUAUCCAGUUCAGUCCGGACAAAUUGAAGCACAAUACAGACCGAGCAUAGCGAAGACGGAUGAAAUAAGGCAUGAAACUGAUGUUCUAAUUAGUCAAAAUGGAGAACACAAAGAACCAGGCUUACAGGUUAGACUAAAGACGAGCCCAGAUAUCGAAAGAAACCAAGAUGAGAUCACACAGACCCAACAACUUGUGCUGGAACUGGACUCCAUUCAGACAGAAGCUAAGACUUCAGGACAUAACGAACAGCACAUAUCUGGGAAUGAACCUGAGUUUGCACCAAACAAGCAAGGUGCAGUAGAGUUAAGAUCUCUUAAUGAAGGACAAGAAAGGGAGAAGUCCGAAGAGCUGGAGCAGGACAAAACACAUCCAAAUCUGGACCAAGGACCAGAGCAGAACGAAAGGUUUACGCUGUUCGUAGUUGAUAAACUGUUCCUGGCCACACCAAAUAUCGCAGGUAUGUGUUCAGUGGUCAUUCGACCACGUCCAAAUAAUAUCCUCAGUGACCAAACAGAGGUUUCAGAGCUAAACAGGUAUAGUGACAAAGAACUCCAAGAAGAUCCUGAUUCUGUAGAUGCAGACCCCUCUGAGGACAUCGGGUUGACAAUCAGGAUCCAGGCCCCUGGUACUGAACCCACUGACUUCCAGGCAUCACCAUUAGCAAUGGUGCAGGAAAUCAAGCAAGUGUUAAUGGACCGUGAGGAGACCUGUCAUCGUACCUGUUUCUCCCUGCAGUUAGAUGGACAUACACUGGAUAACUUCACUGAUCUGAAAUCCAUCACUGGUCUACAAGAGGGCUCACUUUUGAAGAUAGUGGAAGAGCCAUACACGGUUCGAGAAGUUCGUUUACACCUUCGCCACAUCAGAGACCUGCUAAAGAGCUUGGACCCCACAGAUGCCUACAACGGCAUAGAGGGAAGCUCUCUGUCCUUCCUUAGGUUCUUCACUGAAGAACGUGUUGAAGAGAACAGCAAAUUCAAGAAAAGAGGUGAAGAAUUGAAGCAAUUCAACUGUAGCCCUCCUGAGUACAUUCUUCCAGGGACGAAAGAAUGUUUAAUGGGACCCCUGCAGCCUCAAAGUGAGAAUUUGAAGCCCAUCGAAUGCCUGAAGGUGCUGAUGACCAGUAACUGGAACCCUCCUCCAGGAAGCAGAAAAAUACAUGGUGAUCUCAUGUACCUGAAUGUACUUACCAUGGAGGACAGACAGUUCAGCAUUACAGCAUCAACGCGAGGCUUUUACCUGAAUCAGUCUACGACUUACAGCUUUAACCCAAAGCCAGAAAAUCCCAGUAUGCUUAGUCAUUCUUUAGUGGAGCUCCUGGGUCAGAUCAGUCCCGUUUUUAAAAAGAACUUCAGUCUUUUACUCAAGAGAAGAACAUCAACGCAUCCCUUUGAGAGGAUAGGUACUCCGUUGCAGGUGUUUAGCUGGACUGCUCCAGCUCUCAACCAUGCCAUGGACUGUGUUCGAGCUGAAGAUGCCAGCUCUUCCCAACUGGGCUAUGAAGGACACGUGCCUGGACAGGUUUGUGACUGGAAUGAGGAGCUUCAGAGCACCAGAGAGCUACCACGUCAGAGCCUCAAAGAUCGUCUGCUGAGAGACAGAGCAAUCUUUAAGGCUAACAGUGACUUUGUGAGCACUGCUACACGUGGUGCGAUGGCCGUGGUCGAUGGCAAUGUGAUGCCCAUCAACCCUAGUGAAGAACCACGCAAUCACAUGUACGUCUGGAACAAUAUCUUCUUCAGCUUGGGCUUAGAUGGACAUGAACACUAUGAGGAGCUGGGUGGUGAGGCUGCGGCCUAUGCCGCCUCAGCCAUUGACCUGAAUGGUGUGAGAGCAUACAGUGCGGUGGAUGCAGACGGCCUGUAUGUGCUCGGUACCGUACUGGUGGAUUAUCGAGGUUACCGCAUCACUGCCCAGUCGAUUAUCCCGGGAAUUCUCGAGCGUGGCCAGGAGCAGAGUGUGAUCUAUGGCUCCAUUGACUUUGGAAAGACUGUUGUCUCUAAUGAACGGUUCCUGAUGCUCCUGGACAAACCCAGCAAGCAUCUGAGAGUGCAGCGGCACCUUGUGCUUAAUAAAGACGACUCCGCUGUAGAGUUGUGUUCCUCUGUGGAAUGCAAGGGCAUCAUGGGUAACGAUGGCCGUCACUACAUUCUGGACCUGCUGUUCACAUUUCCACCUGACCUCAACUUCCUGCCUGUGGAAGGCGAGGAGCUCCACACCGAGUGUCAGCAGCUCGGGUUCCCACUUCAACACCCUCAUCGCCUGGUCUGUCUGAGACAAGAGCUAAUCGAGGCAUUUGUGAAGUAUAGGUCAAUAGAUUUGUCACGUAUAUUUCUAGUAAAAAAAAAAAGUAUUCUGUGUUCUGGCAGUUUAGGAAUUUUAAUUAGUACAUACGUGAACUUUUAUUCCUUUAGAUAUCACUCAUAUAAGAGCACGGCAUCUCAAGGCUUGGAUCAAGAAAGCAACAGCAUCAGAGAAGUUGGAUCUCCUCACAGCCCAGAGGCAGCUGCUUUGCGACCAACGGCGGAUAUUUCCAACAAGGGUGUAGAUAUUCCCACCCCUGACAAGAACAAUUCUCCCUCUCAGACUAUUCAUGCGUCCUCUUUUGAUAUUCGUUUCAACCCUGACAUUUUCUCACCAGGUGUACGUUUUCCGAAGGAAUGUAUGCAGGAUAUCCAGGAACAAAAACAACUUUUAAAGGAUGCUGCAGCCUUCCUCGUCUCCAACCAAAUUCCUGACUUAAUUAAGAGCUGUGUCGAUCAUACCACAAUGCCAAUGGAUGGUUUUACCUUAACUGAGGCCCUCCAUCAACAUGGCAUCAAUGUCCGGUACCUGGGCACAGUACUGGAGUUUAUUGAGAAGAGUCCUCAGAAGACUAAACUGGACCAUGUUUAUAGAAUUGCACUAUGUGAGCUGAUCACUAGAUGUACAAAACAUAUGUUCAGGACAUAUUUAGUAGCUGUGGAGUCAUCUUCCCUCUCUGUCUCAGUCAGCCAUUUCCUCAACUGCUUCCUCAGCUCCCCACCUGAUAUUCUGGGGACCCAGCAGAUGGACAGACUGUCAUCCAAGCGCAGGAGUCGGCGAAGGCGGAGCCGGGGCUCUGUGAGCGGCGAAAUCACAUCUGUGGGAGCGUCAUGGGCCAGCCUGACCUCCAGUGAACUCUGGAGAACUAUCCAGGCUGAGGCUCGGGAGUAUUAUCACUACCGCCUGCCGUGUGACAGUAUAGAGCAGGCGGUGGACAAGUGUGGCUUACAAAGAAUCACCUUGCUCAGAGAGAUCUCCAUCAAAACUGGCAUCCAGCUUCUUAUCAGAGAGUAUCAGUUUGAUGUCAAGCACAGACCGGUGUUCACCGAAGAGGACAUCCUGAACAUCUUCCCCAUAAUAAAGCACGUCAUCCCAAAGGCUAACGAUGGGAUUUAUCUUCUGCACUGUGGCCAGGCCAGCAUCCAGCAAGGAAGCCUGAAAGAAGGCUGUGAGCUAAUCAGCCAGGCCUUGGGCCUGUUCACUAAUGUUUAUGGGGCUCUGCACCAGGAUGUCUGCGUCUGUCUGCGCCUUCUGGGACGCAUUUACUACAUACUCGGAGACUAUGCUGAGGCACUGAGUCACCAGCAGAAAGCUGUACUGAUCAGUGAGAGAGUUCUGGGAAUAGACCAUCCGAAUACUAUACUGGAAUAUAAACACCUUGGUCUUUAUUGCUUUGCUGGUGGGCAGACAUCCACAGCACUGCGACUGCUCUACCGUGCCCGCUACCUCAUGCUGCUGGUGUGUGGAGAAGAUCACCCAGAAAUGGCUCUACUGGACAGUAAGAUUGGUCUCAUGUUACAUGGUGUGAUGCAGUGUGAUCUCGCACUUAAGUUUCUGGAGAACGCCCUGGCCUUGACCUCCAAAUAUCAGGGGCCUACCUCGCUUAAAGUGGCACAAGGACAUCACUUGUUGGCAAAGGUGUACGAGAGCAAAGGGGAGUUCCGCUCGGCGCUGAGACACGAGAAGGAGCGCUACAUGAUUUACCGGAACCAGGUUGGAGAAGCACAUGAAAAGACACAAGAGAGCUCCGAGUACCUGAAGCACCUCACGAAUCAGGCUGUAAUUCUGCAGAAGACUAUGAACAUGAUAUACAAAAACCGUUCUGCGUCCAGUAUUACUCCUCUCACUCUCGCCACGCCAAGUCGGCUCUGGAUUGUGGAGCAGCUAAAUCUGGUUACUGGCAUUGUCCUUAUCCCACUCAGCAACAAGGAUCUUGAAACUCUUAGGGAUAACACCCAAAAAACAUCUGCUUAAAUGCAAACAGGCCACUUUAUAUUGGUCAGGAAUCGCAGUAGCAUGA
Molecule: messenger RNA, 5960 nt
Organism: Ictalurus furcatus (blue catfish)
Lineage: Eukaryota; Metazoa; Chordata; Actinopteri; Siluriformes; Ictaluridae
Gene: cluhb
Product: clustered mitochondria protein homolog
Biological process (GO): intracellular distribution of mitochondria
Cellular component (GO): cytoplasm
Molecular function (GO): protein binding; mRNA binding
Source: RefSeq, a predicted model, not a curated record